Messenger RNA from Daphnia pulex (common water flea), 3350 nucleotides. Its product is annotated as leucine-rich repeat-containing protein 15-like. Gene Ontology annotation, molecular function: protein binding. The record is from RefSeq and is a predicted model, not a curated record. Lineage: Eukaryota; Metazoa; Arthropoda; Branchiopoda; Diplostraca; Daphniidae. The transcript has 7 exons. Bases 734 to 2044 code for a protein of 436 amino acids.
AUAGUAUAGUAGUAACCCCGUAGUGUGUACAGUCCGUCCGUACGAUGAUGGGAGGGAAGAAAAAGGGACCCGCAAGUCCCGCGUUCUCUCGUCCGCCAGAAGGUCAGACGACUCUGUUGCCAUCGCAAGUGUAGUGUUCCGUUCCCUUGUAGGACAAAAAAGUGUAAACUUUUUCACGAAAAAAUUGUUAAUUCCGUCGGAAGAAGAAGAAACUAUUUUCCUUUUUCAAUUUCAAAUCUGUCGACAGGAAAUCAAUGGAGAAGAAGAAACACGGCCGACGACGAAAUGUGUUUUUGAAUUCCCGCCAACUUUCGACACGACAAGUGCUAGCUCUCUUCUCUCCGGGAAAAAUAGUUUGAAGAACAUUUUUUGAUUUUUUCGCCGACGAUUCCAAUUGAUUUGAAAAAAAAAAAAAAGUUUGGCUGCGUGCGGGACUCACGCAUAGCUCCGAUUCGUUUUUUUCCCCCCGAGUUAUUUUGUGCACGCGUUCCCUCGCCAGCUGUCAACCUGUUGGACCCCCCAUCUCUUCUAGUCAUCCGCUCUUUGAUUUUUCAAACUUGUUUGAAAUUGAGAAAAAGAAAUUUGUGUUUCUUGUUUAAACUGCCAAAUUAGCUGAUCGUUUCAAAAGAAUUUGACCGGGAAACAAAUGAACGGACGUAACGGGUAAAGUUGGGUUGGCCCCCCCCCCCCCCACUGUUUUACCGAGGAGAUUCAACCCCAUCGGAGAGAAAAGAUGAUUGGGAAAAACCAGCGUGUUAUUAUGACACCCACCGCCGCCGUCGCCGUCGUCUCUUGUUUGUUCCUCGUCAUCAUCCAGCGAUGCUGCGACGCCACGCAUCAAACGCAGCAGCCGUACAACUGCCCGCAGGAAUGCAUCUGUCUGUCUUCAACUCAAGUGUUGUGUAAUGGCGGUGGGCUGAGCCAAAUUCCCGACGACCUCCCGCCAUACGUGGAACACCUUUCGCUCAUCAAGAACAACAUUGGCCAGCUGAGGACGGACGCUUUCCAGCGCUACAAGUCGCUGCGCAAGCUCUACCUGGACGGCAACGCCAUCAAUCAGGUGCAGGCGUUCGCCUUUCGCGGCCUCGGCCGGCUCCAGGAGCUCUCCAUGCAGAACACGCCGCUGGAACGAUUAGGAGCCUUCACCUUUUCCGGACUGCACAAUUUGAGCCACCUCUACCUGGCCAACAAUCAGAUUCGCCGGAUCGAAUCUUACGCUUUCGCCGGAACGUCGUCCAUCCGCCUACUGGUCCUCACAAACAAUCCGACCAUCCGCAUCGACUCAUCCGCAUUCGCCGGGCUGAGUGAUGUUCAAAUGAUUUAUUUACCCGCCGGCGUCCGUCACCUGGAACAAGAUGCUUUCAACGGACUCUCCAUGGUGGGCCAUUUGAAGCUGGCCCAUUUGGACCUCCAGUCGCUCAACAGUUUCGUCUUUCGCGGCCUCAGGCACGUCCAGCUGUUGAGCAUCCAGGAAAGCGAUUUGGGCGUGAUCCGGCCGGGCGUCUUCACCAACAUGAGCAAUAUCGGGCGGCUGAGUCUGACCAACAAUAAAAUCGACGCCAUCGAGUCGUUUGAAUUGACGGCCGAUAACCGCGUCCGCCAAUUCCACUUUAUCGGCAAUCACGUCCUGGAUCUGCCCCACGGCCGGGCCAUCCGCAUUCGAGGUGUGCCGGUGGUGAACGCGUCCAACAACCAUUUCCCGUGCGAUUGCCACAUUUUCAGCUGGAUGAAGUCGGCCAUGUUCGCCAACCAGAGCCGCGAGCGGAUGAUGGCCAACAAUUAUUGCAUUUCUCCGUACGAGGUUCACGGCAAAUCCAUCCAGGCCGCCAAGGACGAAGCCCACCUCCUGGACGAUUGCCCAGACGACCCAAUCUCCGAUUCCGGCGAUGAUCCAGCCGAGCCGGGCUUGGCGGCCGAUAUCGAAACGACCCUGGAAACCACCAAACCUUCGACUCUAUUCAGCAGCAGCGACGGCCGAUCGGCCCACCAAUCGACGGCCGUUUUCAUGGUGUUGCUCUUGUCAUCCGUUUGUGUCAAAAUGUGAAUGGAUCCAUCCGCCAAAAAACCCCAAAAACUGCGAGUGUGUGAUUUGUAUUCCUGACGUGACAAAAUCAGGAAAUUGUACAAAAACAACAAAACAAAACUGAUCAAUAAUAAGCGGAAUAGACGGCCGAGUCACUGGCCAGGAUAGUGGCGCUCGAAUAGUAGGUGGAAAUGGGCCGACUGCUGGACACGCGCUCCGGCAGCUCGUAGAUGGAAUUGCAGUCGUCUUCGUCGUCGGUGGCGUCGGCCGGAAGCUGCGGGCGACGGUAGAGCCAAUCCUCGUAGUCUGACUUUUGCCACAACUCGCGCCACCUCUGCUCCGCCCGGCCCAAAUCAAACAGACAAACAAAUAUCAAGAGACGAUUGGAUGUGCCAUCCAACACGCACAAAAACUCCACAAACAACUUUUCUUUUUUUUUCUAGGGCCCCCGCCGAACAACUUUGAAUCCGAUCGUGAUCGAUCCGGUGAAUCAUUCAUCCGCUCUCCUUUAUUUUGGCCCAGGAAAUAUAUAUCUACGUGCGGUUGGAUGGGUGGGGGGCAUAUAAACUUGUCCAGCUGACCCCCCCAACCAACCCAAACAAACACGACUUUUCUACGACACACGGAAACUACUCUUAUCCGUCGUCCCCUAGCGACAAUUCAUUUAUGAUGCGGGUUUUUAUAGAGAUGGCCUGCCCUUUUUUUCCUUUCUUUUUCUUUAUGGUCUCUCUCCGCUUGUUUUUCGCCUCAAAGUUGUUGGUGGUCUGUUCUGGCCCCCCCCCCCCUUUUUGUCGUUGUUGUGAAUUGUAUACAGAGACACACACGGUAUAUGUACUACCUUGGAGCCGGGCAAGUGGCGGUAAUGGCGGGCGGCCAAGUAGAACGGAGUCAGCAGGACGGAAACCCAGGGGAGGCCGAGCAGCAAUUGUCCGACGAUGGCCAUUACGUUGCUGAUCUCACCGUCCGUCACCCGCACAGCUCCGUCAAUGAUGCACAUCUGUUUGUGGGAAGGGGAUUGAAAUCAAUUUGACUAAAUUACAUACGAGACACACACACACAAAAUACAUAUAUAUAUAAUAUAAUACUAUUUACAAAUAUUACAUUUCUCGAAAGAUAUCUCUCGCCGUAUUGUGUAUACUAUUAUUUGUGUUUUACGCCCACCCCCGCCCCCCUUGUAAAGUUUUACCAUUUCCAGCUCUAUUUAUGUGGUUCUAUCUAUCUCUUUUUCUAUGUGUGUGUGUGUGAUGUGUAUACAACCCUUGCUGCCUGGUCGCUGUACAGCAAUAAAUCUAUCGACUAAUCCCAUCGUUGCGGGACAGCACACACA